Hansenula ciferrii is the source of this 2163-nucleotide messenger RNA. RefSeq lists its product as uncharacterized. Gene Ontology annotation, molecular function: protein binding. Lineage: Eukaryota; Fungi; Ascomycota; Saccharomycetes; Phaffomycetales; Wickerhamomycetaceae. The record is from RefSeq and is a predicted model, not a curated record. The transcript has a single exon. The coding region runs from base 1 to 2163 and encodes 720 amino acids.
AUGAAUGAUGGGCAAACAGAUGCUUCUAGGCCCCCAAAGAGACCACUAGAUCAAGAUGAAGAACAAUCAAAGCAUAUCAAAAGAACCAAAACAACCAUAUUAUCACUACCAAAUGAAUGUCUAAGAAGAAUAACACGUCAUUUGUCACAAAAGGAUACACUUUCGUUGCUAUAUUCAAACUCACAUUUUGAAAGAUCAUGUAAAGCUAGAUUAUACAGAAAAAUUAUUCUUUCUGAAUAUCCAAUGUAUGAUUUGAAGGAAUUGGCUGAAAAGAAAAAAAUCACCAUGGUAUCUAGUGGAAUCAUGAUGCUAUCUGGUGGUAAGAUUCUAAAGUUUUUCGAAAUGUUUCACAAUAAUAGAAAACAAGGUGUGAAUCCAGAUUUGGCUAAAUACGUUGAAGAAAUCAUAACUUAUGAACACUUCGAAAAGGAUCCAGGAGUUAGCACUAUUUAUUCAAUGAUGUCAGAGAUGAGAUUUAAAAAAUACAUGAGAAAUGUUUGGAAUGAUGUUCUAAGCAGUUUUAUGGAUCUUGAAGUGUUCAUUGCACCCAGACUACCACUAGAAAAGCUCUUUCAACUCAAUAAUCACAUCCUUUCAAACUUACAAAAAAUUUCAAUCUGUAUUGAAGGUAAUAAUACAUAUGGAAUAUCACGUUACAAUGUUGAGCUACCAAAUUUGAAGGUCUUGAAACUAUACACGCUACCCAUAGAUAAUAAGGUCUAUAGAUCAAAAGCAAGCAUUGAAAGACUAUUAAUGGUCGCAGAACUGUUGAUUUCUAAUGGAUCAACAAAUAAUACAAAUUUAGAGGAACUAGAGUUGAAUGGAUCAUUUCGCUCACAUGAUAUGAAAACCAGAAAGAAUUUUCAGGGACUGAAAGAUAAUGGAUCUGACCUUAUGCAAUCAUAUAUAUCAGGCUUUAAAAGUGCAGCGUUGGGUCGUUGUCAGAACCUUAAACCUUACUAUACUUCGAAUAAUUUGGAUUAUGCAAGUGAUAAUGAACCGUUUUAUGAUCGCUCAGAUGAUGAAGCUGACGAAGAAGGUGAAAAUGAAGAUGAUCAUGAUGAAAUUUUUGAUGAUUUGGUUUCCAAGUAUGGUGCGAUGGAUAGACGUGGGAGAUCUAUUCAAAAAGAAGUAUACAUAAAUGAAGCUUGGAAAUUCAAUUCUGAUAACCUAAAGGAUACAUUGUAUGGGUUGAGAAAUGCCUAUUUUCAAUACCCUCAAUUUGAGAAUGACAUCAAGCGCUCUGAAUUCUUAUCAACUUUUGUUUCAGCAUUAUUUCAAAAGGAUAUAAAGCUAUUAAACUUGAAAAAAUUAUCAAUUGUUAAUAUGGGAUUCACUAAAAGUAUUUUUCAAGAUAAUAACGGAUCAUUUCAAAAUGAGCUCAGUUCUGUUAUUCCAAAUAUGCAUAAACUUGAAGAACUAGAUAUUAGAAAUGUCACCCAAGAUUGUUACAUAUUUGAUCCCGCGUUUCCAGAGGAUGAUUUCCCACUUGAUGAUAAUGAAUUGCUCGAGUUUCUUGAAGAUACUGGAUAUCCAUCAUUGAUGAAUUUCUUCACAAACCAUUCAACGGUACCUCAAAUUUAUGAAAAUUUAAAGAAAUUGGUGUUCUUUGUCAAUCCAUAUCUAGGAUAUAUUGAAGAAGUUUAUAUCAACGAAAAUCCUUAUUUGAAAUUUAAUUCACAGCUACCAGAUUUCUUCCAGAAAACCCCAAAUCUAGAGGAGCUUAUUAUCUUUGGACCCCAGGAAACUAGAUUGAAACAUAUUUAUAGAAUGAUCAAGCAAUCACCUGUAAGAAUGACAUUGAAGAAUCUAACAUAUCAUGAAACACAAUGGAUAUCCAAAAUAUAUUCCAAAAUUUUGAAUGCAAGAAUAUACAGAAAAUUUCAUAAACAUUUAAAUCUAAAGAUAUUAAAUGAUUAUUAUGAAGCAUGUUCAAAAAAACUUACAAAUCAUUUUUUAAUAACAACUACUGUGGAUAGCUAUAAUCCUGAUAAUGAAAUUGAUAAAUUUGGCAAAAAUCAUAAAGAUACAUUGUUUUUCAAAGAAGAAUUUCUUUAUUUAUUUGGUAAAGAUGCUAGAAGAUUUUUCAAGAUUUGUCCACAACUUGAAGAGUUUACACUUUAUGGAUUUACGUUCCAAAAGAAUAUAAAUAUUUUGAUUUGA